Motacilla alba alba is the source of this 1714-nucleotide messenger RNA. Its product is annotated as ADP-ribosylation factor-like protein 3. The transcript has 6 exons. Gene Ontology annotation, molecular function: GTPase activity; GTP binding. NCBI's taxonomy places the organism in Eukaryota, Metazoa, Chordata, Aves, Passeriformes, Motacillidae. Gene Ontology annotation, biological process: cilium assembly. Gene Ontology annotation, cellular component: cytoplasm; microtubule cytoskeleton. The record is from RefSeq and is a predicted model, not a curated record. The coding region runs from base 96 to 938 and encodes 280 amino acids.
GCUGGUGUUGCCUCAACGUGAGGUAUCCCAGCGUGUGAGGCUGUGCCAGCCCCGUGCCUGGGCACAGCAUCCCCCCAGGCUGGCACCCCUGCCCCAUGGGGAGAGGGAUGCUCUGUGCCCCAGUGCCCCAGCCCGGGGGGACCUGGUUUAUCCCGGGGGUAGGCGACGGCGGGGCGACAGCUGGCUGGAGGAUUUGCCGAGGGCAUUAUUUAAUGCUGUGGGUAAAUGGAGGAACAGCAGCUAAUUCCGGAGCCCGUAAUCCUCUUCCUCCCCCGGGGACGGGGAGCGUGCCAGUCACGAACCCACCGGCGGGCCCCGGGGACGAGCCCCCGCAGCUCCCCAGGCGGUGCCGCGGCCGCAGCGACUCCCAGACCAUGGGGGAUGUGCAGAAGGGGCUGCUCUCUGUCAUCCAGAAGCUGAAGGGAUCGCCGGAGCAGGAGCUCCGCAUCGUCCUGCUGGGGCUGGAUAACGCGGGCAAGACGACCCUGCUGAAGCGCCUGGCGUCCGAGGAGGUCAGCACCAUCACCCCCACACAGGGAUUCAACAUCAAGAGCGUGCAGUCCCACGGUUUGAAGCUGAAUGUUUGGGAUAUCGGGGGGCAGCGCUCCAUCCGCCCCUACUGGAAGAAGUAUCUGGGCAGCACAGACCUGCUGAUUUAUGUCAUUGACAGCGCUGACCAGAAGCGUUUCGAGGAGACAGGGCAGGAGCUGGCAGAGCUCACGGAAGACGAGUCCCUCACGGGGGUCCCGCUGCUGGUGUUUGCCAACAAGCAGGACCUGGUGACUGCAGCACCCGCGGCCGAAAUCGCAGAAGGGCUGAGCCUGCACACCUACCGGGACCGGGAGUGGCAGAUCCAGGCCUGCUCGGCCCUGUCUGGGGAAGGGGUGCAGGAUGGGAUGAACUGGAUUUCCAGCCAGAUCAUGAACAGGAAGAAGUGAGAGCUGCAAAGUGCCAGACAGGACUGAGCUGCAGGUCCCUAUGCCACGGCCAACCCCCCUCAGCUCCCCCUGAGCCACGGCUGGGCCCUGAGCCUCACACUGCCAUGCUCGGAUGAUUUUCCCACCCAGUCUUCCACUAAUCAAUCGGCUUCCCCUCUCCCUGCCUCCUGGCCUUCCAUGGGCUCCUCGCACCCCUGACUCCCCUGCCGCCCCCGUGCUGGUGGAGGGAAGCACGUGUCCCACCGUGCUGAGGGCUCGCACACCUCCAGCAUGAGAACUCGCCCAGGACUUGUCCAUCCAGCUGCUCUCACACCCUGCAGGGGCUGCUGUGACCCACACACUGUCCCCGGGCACCCCGACACGGCGCUGGCUACCCCGCCAGGCACCCGAGUGCUGUGUCCCCCUGUGUUCCCGCAGGAUGGAACUGGUGCUGCCCCAGCCCUGGCAGCCGCUCUGGAAAGCUUCCCUUCAGCACCUCCAUGCGCGCACAGGACUCGGGACAAGCACGAAGACGGCACCGGUCACCAACGGAGGGAUGCGCCCGGUGCCAGCGGGGGCUGCUCGGUGCCGCCGAGGGCUCCCGUACCCUGUCCCUGUUGGUACCGCACGCGUUGUGCCCCGGGCGGGGCUGCGGGUGCCUGGCUGUGGGUGCCCAUCCGGAGGGCCGGGAGAUUCCGCUGCCCGGCCACCACGGCUCCGUGGCGGAGGGACGGGGGGAGACCUGCGGGAGCGGGGCGGGGGCUGCCCCGCGGCCUCAAUAAAGGCCGUGACCUCCA